AUGUUGAAGAGUAUGAGGUAACGUAAUGCUCGGCACAGUAAGGUAAAAUCGUCGAUUAAUGUGGUGUGGGACGCACAUAAUUGCGCCCAGAAGAAGUGAUACACGCUAAGAAGUGUCAUAACGUUGUAAUGGCGCAGUAAUAAUGCGGUCAGUGGGAUAGAAAGGUCGUUGCUUUACAGCUGAAGCUGCCAGUGAGACGCCUCAGCUGAGCCCAGCUGCUGCCUGGAUACCUUAUUUCACCCUGAAGAAAGUGAAUCUCCUUCCAAAAUGAGCCGGGACGUUCCCAUCCACAGCUGGCCCGGCUCCUAUUACAUCAACAGCGAGAAGAGGUGGGAAAAUGGUACUCUGUCCCUCACCAGGACCAUGGUGCGCUUCGUCUCGAACCAGAGCAAGGAGAGUCUCGCCAGCUUUCGCCUCUCCAGGAUCAUGGAGAUCAAGAUGGAGUCAUCCAGUUUCAUCUUCAGCACCCUCACGGUGCUUGAGGAGGGCAAUGUGAAACACUGGUUCGGCUCCCUGAAGCCCAACAGGGUGGUGGUUUAUAAUGUGUUAGAGCAUUUCUGGAGAGAACGCCUUCUGUCCCCAAGCUCAGAGGCCAAAGGGGCAGAGUGUCAACCCUCUAAAGGCAGAGAGCUGAUCAACCUGGUGGCAGGGGCACAGAGAAGACUGGAGGACACCGGUAGAGUCCUCAGCCACCAAGGAGAGCAGUUUGACAAUAUGAUGCAGGGACUGGAGAAGAUUGACUCUGAUCUGGGCGUGGCUGAUAAACUUUUGUUAGAGCUGGAGUCUCCCUCCUGGUGGCCUUUUGGUAAACUCCCCUGGAAGACUCAGCAGGACGCCAAGGCUGAGGACGCUGCAAGAGCUGCAGCUGCAGCAGCUUCUGCAGCUAGCAGAGGCUCCGCAAGACAUAAGGUGAUCACAAGCAUCCCAGCCGUAGUGAGCAAAGGCGGGAACUCGGACUUAAAACCCGGAUGCUUGCUGGUACUGGUCUCCGCUCUUGAGGUGCGAGACACAAACUGCCAACUCCUCCAUCGCUUCGAACGAAAUGAAAUCGACGAAAUCAGAGUGCACAGUCCAUAUGAGAUCACUGUUCGACAGCGGUUCAUUGGGAAGCCGGAUAUAUGCUACAGGUUCCUGUCUGCCAAGAUGCCAGAGGCAAUGUCAGUUUUAGAGAUGCAGUACAAAAAGAAAGUGGAGUUCACCAGUGAAUACAGUGCUUUCAAAGCAACUCCACUUUCAUCUCCAUGUGACACAGAGGGGCCCAACUGGAAUGAAGAGUCAGGUUUGCUGCAAAGGUGCCAAGACAUAGAGCUCCCGCUGGAGGUCCCAGCUGGAGAGCUGUCCCAGUUGCAGGUGCACGUCGUCCAGCCAUCUGUUAGUCAGGCUGAAGCGCAGGAACUCAAGCAGAUGCUGAUGCAGCUGAAGAACCUUGCCCUGGAGGCAGAGACGGAGCUGGAACGGCAGGACGAUGUUCUGGAUGACCUGACCAGCUCCACUGACCGAGCCACCAUGCACAUAGAGAAGCACACCUGCCGCAUGAAAAGACUGCUGUAGCUGUGACAGGCCAGCAGACACAUGCGGCCACUGUGUCCCUCCUGAGAAAUGCACUGGAAGUUUCCUCAUUGUCCUCAAGGGAUUGGUGCAAUGUGAAAACAGCGGAAUACAGCAGUAGGGACUUGCAUAUACACUAAAUACUUCAUAGGAUGUUUGUUGUUAAAAAUCAAGUGUCUUCAAGGGUCAGUGAUGUCUGGGAAGUGUCUGCUUAGUACUAAAGAUGUUCACCAAAAUCCCUGAAAUUUGCACAUUAUGAUGACUUAAAAUAAGGACACACCUUAGUAUAUCACAACAAUAUUUCUAUCUAUUACAUUAAGUGUCUCAUCUGUGGGCUCAUACAUUUUUGUGAUAUUUCUACAUGUUUUACAUUAAGCAUUUUGUGUGAAUUAGUCCUUCCUUUAUAAAUUCCAUUAUUUUAUUUGAAACAAUUCAGUGUGACUUGGAUAAUUUAGCCAUCUUUAUGAAUGGUAGAGUGUGUGCUCUAUCAAUAACACCUAAAAUGACAAAACAAGGCUAAAAUCUCUGAGAGCAACAGCCAAUAUUUCAAGGGUUCAGGUAUGGCCAGAGAAUAUACAAGGCAAGACUUGUUGAUUGUUUACAGUUUGAUCAGCAACUUGAGACAGGUCCAAACAAUAUUUUGGCUAAUCUGUAUGAACAAAUAUCUGAAUUUGAAUGCAGAUACAUCAUUUGAAAAAAGGUAAUAAAAUGCAAAAAGUCAUCAGACGAGAGCUGUUGGGUUCAAAGUUUGUAAUUCAGCCAUACGUUCCGCCUCUUGUGCUCCCCAUACAAAAUGUAAGUGAAUUUGCAUUUCCUAGGAUGGCAAAGAAAAAGCCUACGCUACUCUGCCUUACUCUGCCUCUCAAUGGCUUACUCUGACAUUUUUACCCUAACCCUAAAUAAUCCUCUCCUCUUACCUAAACCUAACCAAUUCGAAUACAUGCUACAUUAGCCUGGUAUGAAAAGUUAUUUCCUCUCAUGCUGGUGCUAAAAUGUACAUGCUGGUUGUCCUUGCAGCGUAUUCAGUGACACAUUUUGGGUGAGACAAAGGCGAUGUGCAACAGUCAGCCUUUGUCGCCGCUAGUGCUUUGAUGUAGAUUUGGUGUCUGGGACUUCAGAUGAUGUUAGCUGCACAACUGUCAUUUUGAAAACACUUUUUUCCCAACUGUCUCGCUUGGUUAAGAUUCUGUGAAAAGAGAGGUGUGCUCUGAAAAUUCAUCAAUAUAUAAACAACAAAAACGGGCACCCGGUUCCCCACCCAGCACUGGUAGUGGUGCUUAUAGCUUGGCUCAGCCUAUUUAACCGCACUGGCAAAGUUUGUGGUGGGAAGCCAGUGAGGGGUCAAAUGAUUGUCAAAGUCCAGCUGACUGACUGAUUGGCAUCUUGUUUGGGGGAAUAGCAUGAAUCCACAUUGCAUGAUAUGCCCUCCCAGGGAAACUGGCUGGUGAAAAAAUAAGCUGUCAACUAAGUUUGGACUUUCCCCGAGCCCAGUGGGAAACAGCAAUGGCAACAAGCACAUGGAAAAGAAAAAUGGACAUUUGAAAAGCAAAAACAGAAAAUAACAGGGUUAUUUAAUCUCUUUACACAAUCUUAUUUUUAAAAAUCUGCAUGUUGCUUCCAUGACAAGUAUUAUUGAAACAACAGAACUUGUAAGAGUGACUGAUAACUCGAUUUGAUCGUGUCAAUGUAAUUUGGGUACAAUAGAUUUCACCUCAAAACGAUUAGAGAGUAAUAGACUGACAGCUAAAGUUUUCCAGUAUCAGCACUGCACUUUCUUUGUUUCUGAUGAUGUACUGCCACACUUCCUUUUUGUAACCAUUUCUGUCCUGAUGACUUCUCUUUCUCAGGUUCUAGUUGUCACUUAUCCUCUCUGGACACAGUUUCUCUGUGGCUUAAUGUUGCAUGUCUCAAUAUUUCCGCUUUGUAUUGCAUCAAGUAAAAGCUGCCCGUCAUUAUCAAUAUAUAGCAGAAGACUGUAAAUGUGCAAACAGAAAACAUUUCCUCUGUUUUUAAAUAUUACACACGAAGUACACCCUAUUAUGGUCUACGUAAACUGUAUAUGUCUUGCUAAAGAUUGGUACUAUUACAAAUCUGUAUUAUCUGUGAAUGACUGACACAUGUAUUGUAAUUCUGUGAUUUUAUUGUAAUGUCACCGUGUCACAUGUAAUAAGCUGAAAGUUAAACUGUUAAACCUGUACCAUGUUUUUAAAUAAUGAUUUUAGUGUUGUUUAGAUGCUUCUUUUUGCCGAUCAUACCAAAUUCAUCCUGACACUGGUUACAACUAAACAGUUAGCUCUAAAUAUAACAGUAAAAGUGCACCUGCAUCCUUCUCAUGGCAAACAAAUGAAUAAAAAA
This is a messenger RNA of Plectropomus leopardus (leopard coralgrouper), 3903 nucleotides long. RefSeq names its product synaptosome associated protein 47 (gene snap47). The record is from RefSeq and is a predicted model, not a curated record. Gene Ontology annotation, cellular component: SNARE complex; plasma membrane. Gene Ontology annotation, molecular function: syntaxin binding; SNAP receptor activity. Lineage: Eukaryota; Metazoa; Chordata; Actinopteri; Perciformes; Serranidae. Gene Ontology annotation, biological process: exocytosis; synaptic vesicle fusion to presynaptic active zone membrane; synaptic vesicle priming.